Molecule: messenger RNA, 1548 nt
Organism: Fonsecaea nubica
Lineage: Eukaryota; Fungi; Ascomycota; Eurotiomycetes; Chaetothyriales; Herpotrichiellaceae
Exons: 3
Coding region: 1-1548 (515 amino acids)
Biological process (GO): manganese ion transmembrane transport; calcium ion transmembrane transport; Golgi calcium ion homeostasis
Cellular component (GO): Golgi apparatus; fungal-type vacuole membrane
Molecular function (GO): manganese ion transmembrane transporter activity; calcium ion transmembrane transporter activity
Source: RefSeq, a predicted model, not a curated record
AUGAAGAUCGGACGGCGGCGCGCUCAACUCCUCCUUUUUCUCUUCUCCGCAGCCUCCCUAUGCGAGGCUUUGGCUGCUGCUGAACCAAGCGAUCUCUCUGCUGGCAAAUUCGGGGAAGUUGUCGUUACUCCAGGAGGGACUGCUGGGAAGGCAUUUCCUGUCGGCACAGAACAUGCCCCAGUGGACGGAAAAGAUGGAAUGCCACAUGAAGGCCCGUUCGUUGAAACAAAUGCAGAGAGAACGAGGAAGAAGACCCUGUACACUGGUGCCGAAGACGAGAUCCCGGUAGCAAAUCCAAAGUUGAAGGAGUCUUACAGGGAUCUCUCAACAGAUGGGGAUCUACCCCAGACAAACGACGCGGUCAUGGACGAACGCGUCAAGUCAAACCCCGUCGAAGGGACCAGGGGAAUAGAAGGAGGGAUAUCUGGCAAGUCUAAAGAUCCCAAAAUCACCGAAAAGCGUCCCGAUCCUCCCAAGGACGCAAGGCCUAUCCCACACAGCGAAGUUGUCGGAAUGGAGGAUGCUGCGGGCGGAGAAACACUGCCUCCCACUGAUGAGGAGACGAAAAAGGUUCUGACGGUGCCAGAAGAUCUCCCCGAGAAACCUCAUGAUAUCCCCCAUCCCGAGAACCCAUCGUCUCCCAAAGACACCAUCCUCUCCUCCGAAAGCACUACCAGCCAACAAGCCUCAAAUAAACCAAAGGAUCACGAACCCGCCGUCAUCUCACCUAUGCACUCCCUUGUGCUCUCCUUCACCAUGAUCAUCUUCUCCGAGAUUGGUGACAAGACAUUCCUUGUCGCUGCUCUCAUGGCCAUGCGCCACCCUAGAGUGGUGGUUUUCACGGCUGCCUUUUCCGCCCUCAUUACGAUGACUGUCUUGUCUGCACUGCUGGGACACGCUGUCCCUACGCUCAUUCCCAAGACACUGACAAACUUUGCUGCUGCUGGGUUAUUCCUGGUAUUUGGCGUGAAAAUGCUCCUGGAAGCCCGCUCCAUGUCCCCGGAUGAAGGAGUCAGCGAAGAAAUGAAGGAGGUGGAAAUGGAAUUGGAGGAGAAAGAACAUCAGCAGGCGAGGAGGAUGUCGAGACAUCGGAGAACAUCAUCAGCUAUAUCCCCUUACGCCCUCGAAGCAGGCCGUGGCCCAGGAGGGAGAAAGAACACCGAGUCACGUCUCCCGUCACCACCCGAGUCCCCAGCAUCGUCGCGCGAUGUGUCGCCCGUGCGCCAGUCAUCUCUUCAAAGCAUUCUUGGCGGGAUCAACAACCUCUGUUCACUCCUCCUGUCUCCAGCGUGGGUGCAGACUUUUGUCAUGACCUUUCUCGGAGAAUGGGGAGACCGCUCUCAGAUUGCAACGAUUGCGAUGGCAGCAGGUCAGGAUUAUUGGUGGGUCACGGCUGGGGCACUGGUUGGCCAUGGUAUUUGUACAGGAGCCGCUGUGUUGGGCGGAAGGGCCAUCGCUGGGAAGGUCAGCUUAAGGACUGUUACCAUGGGCGGAGCGAUCGCAUUUUUGGUCUUUGGAGUGAUUUAUCUCCUCGAGGCCGUGUAUUAA